CAGGGUGAUACUCCUAAGAACAGGGCUGAGAAGGCUCAUGAUGCUGAAUUGGCGGCCUAUCUGGAGAACAGACAGCAUUACCAGAUGAUACAGAGAGAGGACCAGGAAACAGCUGUCUGAAACUGUUGAACUCUUUAUGAACAUCUUUGUGAGACUGGAACACAAAUUCCAGCUUACUGCUAAUGAGUCCUUCCUUGAAAGCACAGAGUGCAGACUGAGAGUGAACCUGUGCCAAAUCUGAUCUCCACAUGCAUUUAAUACUGAUUAUGUGAUAUAAUGAUGAUAAUGACAGUUAUAUGGAUUACAUGGAUUGAUAUUUAUGUUAAUGUGGGUUAAGAUUUACGGUAAGAUUAUGAGAUUUUUUCAUUUUGAGUAGCCCAGUUAUAAUAAUAAUGUUAGUAAAGUCAGUAUAAAAUAGAACCUUUGGGAUGAUUGGAACCUUGUCUUGAGUUUAAAUAGUAAUAUGGGGAGUCAUUUUUGACAGACUUGUUCUUCAAAAUGCUUUUAUAUCAAACUAAUUCAAAGGACUUACUAAAAUGUAUUCUUCUUUUGUGGGUUCAUUCAGUAUCAGAGAGUAAAUAGGGUCUGCAGACUUUAAUGUUAAUGUUAUGUUUGAAAAACUCAGGAAAGGUAGUUCAUUUCAUACAACCAUGGAUUAAAAAUCAAACGAGACUAAAACUGUAAAGCCCGGUUACCUUUAAAGGUUGCAAUAUUACUAAAAUGUAAGAUGUUAAGUUUUUCUUUGGGGUGAGGUUAUGAAACAUCUUGUGUGAGCCAUGAUAAAAUUUUGGCUUAAAGAUGGCGCUAGAUUGAACUUUAUUGAAUAUCCAACAAGGGUAAACUUCUUGGGAGAAAUAUAAGCCCAGUGGGGAAAGAAACGAAUGGUGCUGAGUGCUGAAUGCUGAGAAUGUCAGGGGAUUCUGAAAUCAUAAGGUAGAGUUGAGCUGUAUGUUAAAAUUUUCCAACUGGCCACCAUCAGCAGCCUUUUAGCUUUAAUAUGUUCACAAAAUGUCAUGAAAGAAAAUAUUUUUUUUUCUUUUUAAACAGAAAAAUACAACCGUACACCUUCUGAAUUCGAGUCUCUCUUUUACCAAACUAAGACUAGUCAAACACACUUCCUUUAAUCUCAAGAGGAACAGAAUAAAACUUACCAAAAGCAUCUUGGUUAGUCUUUUAAUCACCAACUCUGGUGUCUAACCCUCUAAACCAAUUAGUUGUGAAAAUAUUCUGGCUGUACACGCUGCCCCUUGACUUUGCACUCACUCCUCUCCCAUUUGACGCCUCUACUGUUCCUGCCAUGUCUUUGUCAUGCCAGGACUGAUGGAGCGAUGGACUCCAUUUACUAAUAACAUAUUUUUCCAGUUACCUAACACUGUCAUAAGGACUCUACUCAACCAUUCACAGAUAACUGAUAUAUUUUUCGAGUUGCCCAACCCUGUAAUAAGGACUUAGUAUUAAGUCUCUGUCUAGUAGUUGUUGAGAAAUCUUGUUUAAACCAAAGUGUUGACCAGACAGUGGUUCCCCUGUUUGUUGGUUGGAAUGAAGCUCUGGGAUUAUUUCACUGAGCAGAAAUGACAUGAUCACUUAUGCUGUGAACCUGCUGUACUUCUUUAAAACAUUUUGAUUGAUCUUACCUCACCCAUACAACUUUAUCAAUAUGUUGUAUUUUCUUGACUUAUAUCAGCAUAUUCUAGAGAUCAUUACUAUUUAUAUAAAUAUAUGAUGGAAAAUAAUCCAAGUGAUGUUUUUAUUGUGCCUGUACUGAAGGAUUGAAUGUAUGAGAUGAAUUCCUGAACUCCAUUUAAGCAUCCAAAAUCCAAUCAAUCAAAACAUUAGAUCAAAUACAAGCAAUAUUUAAAUCUUUUGUUUGCAGCAUAUUGUGCUCUGGCAGAUUGGCACAUUCCAUUUCCUUUUUGUUUUUUUUAAACUGACAAAAACCCUAAUGUGAUUACUCAACUUUCUUUUUCUUUUUGUGACUGUGGGUUAGGGGAAUUCUAUUAGAGUACAAAAAUAGAAUUAGAUCAAAUGCGUGUGUGUACUUUAGAUUAGAAAAAGAAAAUCAAAUGUUCAUAUUUAAUUAGGUUGGUAAGUUAUCUAAAAUCAAGUCUCAAAUCAUGUAUGAUUAUUAUAUUUAGUUUGUGCCAUAUUUAAAAGCUUGUUUACAUUUAAAGUUAAAUUAUGGUUAUAAAUUUAAUGUGAAAAUGAAACUCUGACACCACCAAUGGGAGGAUAACCUUUAUUGUCACACCCAUCUUCCAAUUACAUCUGGCUCCAUUACCUGCUUAGAGAGGUGUAGUAUGAAGGAAGUUGUAUAUAGCCGGGCUUUCUUUGCCUUAGCUGGCUUGCUAAACCUACAAUCCCGAUCAGAGAUCGAUUUUCCUCUCGAGCUCUGUGCGCUUUCCCAUAAAAGGGGACAUUUAAUGUUUCAUUUUACUCUUCUGCACAAAAUGGACUAAUUGGUUGCCGCCUACUUCCUUAUAAUGGAGAGCUAUGAAGAACAACAUUAUAAAAAAUUAUUACAACAAUAAGCAACAUUGUAUGGCAAGAGAGUAACGGUGGUAGAAAAUUGAUAAGAUAUUCCUUUAAUAGUCCCACCACCAUGGGGAAAUUCCAAUAAUAAUAAUAAUAAUAAUAAUAAUAAUAAUUGACUUAACCCACUCUCAAUGCCUACAUUACAACUGCAUAUUGUAAAGCUUGAUACAGUAUAUUUAAACAUUAUAUUUUGACACUGUCUCAUAAUGAACGAUAUGUGGAAAACCCUUUUUUUGUCUAAAUCAAGUGAAAUGAAUUUUAUUGAUUCAUAAUUAUUUGUGACAAAUGUUAAUAGACUUGGGGAGAUGUUUCAGAUACAAACACAACAAAUCCUGCAGCUUUACCUCAGUCUUUAAUUCAGAAAAACUGCAUGCAUUUUGCCAAUUCUGCUGUAUUUCUGCUUGUAAUGGCAGGUCACAUAUUCUUGACAAUUUUUGAUGACAUAACUGAUUUACACCAGUUUUCCAUAGAGCUUUUAAAAUGAAUAUUGCAUCACUGAACAAAAAAUCCAGUUCAUUCUCGUGUAUGGUCAUCCUGCAAGUUGUAGGAACAACAGAGCUCUAAACUAGGAGUGCCCUGCUGAACCUUCAUACCUUUGUUCCGUGUCAGUUCUUUUGAGGCACAUGAUUCUGAGAUGCAAAAUGAAGAUCUGCACAUUGCUUUGAUAAAACAAAAUACUGUGCAACGUGAGGUAACCUCCAACCUAUUUUCAAACAUAGCUGAGGAAAAAAAGUAUCUUUACACCAGAUUUCUUGAGGGUUUGAUGAUUUCUGUCCAAAUGUUUUACAAUAAAUUAAUAGAAUAUACCUUGCCUUUGACCUCAGCACAGCAGCUGCUCAAAUAAUUGGAAACUCUCAAACUAGCUUGACUGACUGUUUAUUUUAAUUUAUUUUGCCUGUGAAUUUUAGAAUUUGAAAUGUGUUGGUGUCUUCAGAUUAGCUUUGCAUUGACAAUAAACUUGCAUGUACUGCAUCGCAGUGAUGUAUAGCAGGUUAGAUGUUAUCUUUUUUUAAUUUACAUCUGUAGCCAAUCUAGUCUUUAUUCUCUCAUGUUGACAUUGGCAUUGUUUUUUGGUAAAUGCAUUGAUGUGAAACAGUUAAAAUUGUUUUAAUUUUGUAUUUUUUUUCUCUCUUUCUAAUCAUGCAUUUCUUUUUUGUUUGUUUUUAAGUUCUUUGAUAUUUGUAUAAUUUGUUAUAUAUAAUAAAAGGCAGUAUAUUUGAA
Morone saxatilis (striped sea-bass) is the source of this 3753-nucleotide messenger RNA. Its product is annotated as diacylglycerol kinase zeta-like. Gene Ontology annotation, molecular function: ATP-dependent diacylglycerol kinase activity; protein binding. Gene Ontology annotation, biological process: intracellular signal transduction; regulation of synaptic transmission, glutamatergic; lipid phosphorylation. NCBI's taxonomy places the organism in Eukaryota, Metazoa, Chordata, Actinopteri, Moronidae. Gene Ontology annotation, cellular component: nucleus. The record is from RefSeq and is a predicted model, not a curated record.